CUUGCUCAUUUCUUCUUACCCAUCCCCCAACUAGACAGAGAGCUAUCUCUUCCUUCCUCCAUCGACCGCCCCAGUCACAGUCACAGUCACAGUCAUAGAUCUAAAACCCUAACUCUCUCGUCGAAACCAUGCCUUCCGUGACCACUGAGACUAAGAUAGGGGUCUUCUGGGACGUAGAGGAUUGCAAACUCCCUGAUGGUCUGGAGCCUGAUUCGGUUACUUGGAAUAUCAAAUCAGCUCUACAGAGACAGGGUUAUAGUCUCAACAAUGUGUCAAUCAGAGCUUAUGGUGAGAAGCACAACAAGUCCAAGGAUGAGUUUCUCCUCGAUGAUAUCAUGUUCUUACCCGCUGGUGAUGCAAGUGGUAGACGUAAAAGGAUGGUGGCUGAUAUUGAUUCAUGGGCUUUGAACAAUCCUGGAUCGAACUUGAUGGUCAUCUGUCGAUGCAACAUGGAUUUCGCCACUUAUCUCAAAGAUUUGAAAGCUAGAGACUUUCACAUUCUAGGAGCAAAGCCAGAGAACGCGCCACGAAAUUGCAGCCAAUGCAGAAUCACUUUGGACGAGCUUUUCACUCAAGCAUGGCUUUGGGAAAGCUUAUCAUCAGAUGGAGGAGGAGACCCUAUCCCCAGAGCUUAGUUGGUUUAGUUUACCUAUGCUUUUGUUUAACUUGUUAGUUUUGUUUAACUUGUUAGUUAUUGGAAAUGUUUAAUCUCGUUUGUGUAUUCUCUCGCCAAUUACAAUACCGCAUCGCCUAUGUAAAAAAAAACCCAUUAAGUUUGAUUUCAACAUGUAUUAGAGACAUGUCUUCCCUAG
Messenger RNA from Camelina sativa (false flax), 812 nucleotides. RefSeq lists its product as uncharacterized. Gene Ontology annotation, molecular function: RNA nuclease activity. Lineage: Eukaryota; Viridiplantae; Streptophyta; Magnoliopsida; Brassicales; Brassicaceae. The record is from RefSeq and is a predicted model, not a curated record. Gene Ontology annotation, cellular component: peroxisome. Gene Ontology annotation, biological process: regulation of gene expression.